This is a messenger RNA of Peronospora matthiolae, 333 nucleotides long. NCBI's taxonomy places the organism in Eukaryota, Oomycota, Peronosporomycetes, Peronosporales, Peronosporaceae. The record is from the annotation of a GenBank genome assembly.
AUGAGCAAGAAUCUGCUUUCGGUACCGCAGAUCAACAAGGUUGGCAGGUUCCAAGUCGUGUUCGAUGGGUCCAAGAUGCAAGCAACGCACAAGAAUUCCCCACAAGUCGUGGCAAUAGCGGAUCUCGUCGAUGGACUCUACUGGCUGCGGACUUCCCAACGAUCGGCAAAUGCAGCUACACACAAUGGGGACAUCGACUUGCACCCGCGCAUGGGUCAUGCACCCCUCGUUGUUCUGCGCAAAAUUGUUGACAGUCAUCGGUUUUCUACCAGUAUUGGUAACCGUGACCGGUCCAAUCCGAACCGCCUGUUCAGCUUAGUAUUUACGACGUAG